Cuscuta europaea is the source of this 1576-nucleotide messenger RNA. NCBI's taxonomy places the organism in Eukaryota, Viridiplantae, Streptophyta, Magnoliopsida, Solanales, Convolvulaceae. The record is from the annotation of a GenBank genome assembly.
CCCAUUCUGAAUUCUCUGAGCUGCACUGAAGAUUCUCCCGCCCAGUUCUGAAUUCUGAGCUCCACCCGAAGACAUGGAGACCGGGAAUAAACCGACGAAUGGGAGUAACAACGAGUCGUUGAAAAUGGCUGUAGCUAUGGCGCUUAUUCGAUUAAAGCUUUCGCACACUAACCACUCUCAGCCGCCCCAGUCGUCUUCAUCUUCUGCCCCUCUAUCAGACGUUCUGAAAUGGAAGAGAAAGGCCAAGGAACGCAAGCUAGAAAUUGCUAGACUCAGAGAAGAACUCAGAGUCUCAGAAGACGGUAUGCAGCAGGAUAUAUUUCCGCAUGGUGCAUUGUGCAAGUGCUACUUCUUUGAUAAUUUGGGCCAAUUGAAUCCUAUUAGAACUGGAGAUGACAAUGAUCAGAGAUUCAGUGACGUCUUGCACCGUAGCUUUCUCAGACAAGUUAGAAUAAAUGAGAGAAAGAGAAGGUUGCCUGAAGCUUCAAAAGGAAGAGAAUAUGUGUCAGAAUAUAGUAAUGAUGGUGAAAUUGAGAAACUACGGGCUUCUGUUGAUUUUCUAGUGGAGACAUGCCAUGCUCUUUCUCAAGCCAGACUGGAUGAGUGUAAAUUCAAAAACUGGUCUCACCAAGCUGUAGACUUUAUUCUUGAUGCGGUGAAGACCACAUCGGCAAUGGGAGUCAAUUUUCCUGUUGAAGAUGUUGUAAGUAGCUUAAUUACGCGCCUAAUGAAAAUCAUGUGCAGUGCAACAAAAGGAGAUGAAGAUCAAGCAGGGACUGAUGUAAGGUUCUACGUUCAGCAUUUAAUGCGAAAACUUGGAAGUGACUCUUCCAUUGGGCAGUGUAUACUCCUUUCUGCUUCUCAGAGAAUUUCUUUAGUUGCUGAAGGGUUGCUCUUCAUGGAUCCGUUUCACAAUGCCUUUCCAGAUAUGCACCACUCUAUGUACCUGUUGAUCCAGCUCAUUGAGUUUCUGGUGUCAGAUUACCUACUAACCUGGUCAGCCAGUGAAGACUUUGACAUAAGGCUUUUUGAAGAAUGGGUAGUGUCAGUUCUGCGAGCAAGGAAGGGGCUGGAACUACUGGAAUGCAGGAUUGGGCUUUAUGUGUUGUACAUGGAUCGUGUGAUUGGACUUAUGUCUAAACAACACGCUCUCUCCAUGCGGACUUGGUGCAGGGUUAGUGAGUGGUCAGGAUAGUAACGAUGGUGUGGAGGCUGACGAGAGGUGGUGCUAGGGAGUGGUGGUCACCGGCAGAAAGACAGUGGUGUCGGCGGUGGUCACAUGUUGGAUGGUGGUGGUCACUGAAUUUAUGCUGGAAAGCGAUGAUCACUGUGUUGGAGUCACUGUUGCUGAAAUCAUUUAGUCACAUUGUGAUGUUGGUCACAAUUUUGGAAAAUUAUAAAACAUAUCACUUUUUGUCUUUUUUCUUCUUUUUAGUAAUACCGAGGCCAAAAGGCCUUUUAUUAAAACAUGUAACUUACCACAAUCUUGCUGCCAAUGAUGGUCAGAAAUGGAUCCCCAAGAUCUUAUUUCUUUAAGUAAGUUACCAACACUGAAAGUAACACUUUAAUAGUAGUG